GCCGUGCCCGCCGACCCGAAAGCUACCGAUGCUAGGCUAACUGUCGUUAGCUACCGGGAGCGGACAUGUUGUACCGACCCUUCCUUUAAUAAACAUCACUGUAAGCAGGGAAACGGGAGUUAAGGAGAAGGCUGCGAGAGUCGGGCAAUCAUGGAUGCCGUCAACGCCUUUAACCAUGAGUUAUUCUCAUUGAUUGACACCAAGCCCCCAAUCUCUCGGGCUAAGAUGAUCUCCAUCACAAAAUCGGCCAUCAAAGCUAUGAAGCUCUACAAACAUGUGGUCCAAAUUGUGGAAAAGUUCAUCAAAAAGUGUAAGAGUGAGUACAAGAUAGCGGGGCUUUAUGUGGUGGAUUCCAUUGUUAGACAGUCCAGACACCAGUUUGGAUCAGACAAGGACGUGUUUGGCCCAAGGUUCACCAAAAACAUAACGGGAACCUUUGAGAACCUCUGCCUAUGCCCAGAAGGGGACAGGAGUAAAAUCAUACGGGUGUUGAACCUGUGGCAGAAAAAUGGAGUGUUCAAGAUUGAGAUUAUUCAGCCUCUCCUGGACAUGGCAGCUGGCUCUUGCAGUGCUGCUGCACUCUUAGCAGGCUCCGAUGACCCAGGUUUUUCCCCAUCUCCAGCCAAAGAGCCCGUUACUGCGGUAACGGCAAACUCCACCAUGACAUCCACUUCUCAGCUGCAAAACUCUGACGCCUUUGCUGCCGUGGCUCAGCUCUUCCAGUCCACACAGGGUCAGCAGGUGAGUCUUCAACAGAUGCUCCAGACUUUCCAGCAGCAGCCAGUGAAGCCUGAAACAAACACGUCUCUCCAUACCACUCAAACGCAGGCCCAACACAUCACCACUGGCCCGGGCAUGGCCCCCCUGCAACCCCCGCAGCCCACCCAAACCGCCCAGCAGAAGGCAGCCUUUGACAAGAAAUUGCUGGAUCGCUUUGACUAUGAUGAUGAACCAGACUUUGGAGAAGAGGCGAAGAAGGAUGAAAUGUCAACUCAGCCCUCUUUCAUGCAGAACCCUCCAGGCUUCCCACAGCACAUGGAGCACUUUAAACCUCCGAUGCUCAACAUGUUGCAAGACGUCUCACAACAGGUUCCUCUCCCUCCGAAUGGCCAGCUCCAGGCCUACGGUUUACCGCCAGCGCAAAGCUUCCCAGGUAUGGUGCCUCAUAUGGGGCAUGCUUUCCCAGGGCAAUCCCCCCCUGGUUCUGCUGGGCCUCCAGGCUUCCCCGGGGGAUACCCUCCCCACAAUGCUGCCCAUCAACAGGAAGUGUCAAUGGAUUUGGACCGUUCAUCUUCAAGGGAUGGCAGACAUGGUCGACGGUCACACUCAGGCUCCAGGUCUCCAAAGCGGAGGAGGUCACGGUCUAAUUCCCGUACACGGAGAUCCAGGCACAGACGAUCGCGCUCCAGAGACCGGCGUCACCACUCCCCCCGCGCUCGCUCGCAGGACCACAAGGAGAGAGAGAAGGAGAGAGAGCGACGGCAGAAAGGCCUCCCGCCACCCAAGGGCGAGACACUGAGCAUUUGCAGUACGACUCUGUGGGUGGGCCAGUUGGACAAGAGAACACACCAGCAAGAUGUCGCCUGUUUACUGGAGGAGUUUGGGCAGAUAGACUCCAUCAAUAUGAUCCCUCCACGCGGCUGCGCCUAUAUAGUUAUGAUACAUCGACAAGAUGCCUUCAAGGCUCUGCAGAAGCUGAGCAGAGGAUCUCAUAAAGUGAACCAGAAAACCAUCAAGAUUGCUUGGGCUUUAAACAAGGGCAUAAAGGCAGAUUUCAAACAGUACUGGGACGUGGAGUUGGGUGUCACCUACAUACCGUGGUCUAAGAUCAGAGAGGCUCAGUUGGAGGAGCUAAAAGAAGGAGGAGUUCUGGAUUCGGACACCUUAUCACCAGAGUGGAGUGAAGCGAGGAAAACUAUUGGCACCCAGGAGGAAGUCACACACAACGGCCGUUCAGAGCCACAGCCGCCUCAGGAAACACAAGUUCUACCUGUGGCUGCUGCGCCUCAUGCUCAGGUAAACAACAACAACAACAACAACAACAACUGCAAUAUGCACCUAGCUUAAAUGUAUGAAGGCAACUUUUCAAAUUGUA
This is a messenger RNA of Notothenia coriiceps (black rockcod), 2095 nucleotides long. It is a transcript of the gene scaf4a, whose product is annotated as SR-related CTD-associated factor 4a. The transcript has 16 exons. Gene Ontology annotation, cellular component: nucleus. Gene Ontology annotation, biological process: negative regulation of termination of RNA polymerase II transcription, poly(A)-coupled. The record is from RefSeq and is a predicted model, not a curated record. Bases 151 to 2067 code for a protein of 638 amino acids. NCBI's taxonomy places the organism in Eukaryota, Metazoa, Chordata, Actinopteri, Perciformes, Nototheniidae. Gene Ontology annotation, molecular function: RNA binding; RNA polymerase II C-terminal domain phosphoserine binding.